Messenger RNA from Amaranthus tricolor (Joseph's coat), 1635 nucleotides. Its product is annotated as protein STRICTOSIDINE SYNTHASE-LIKE 13. Bases 260 to 1495 code for a protein of 411 amino acids. Gene Ontology annotation, molecular function: strictosidine synthase activity. The record is from RefSeq and is a predicted model, not a curated record. NCBI's taxonomy places the organism in Eukaryota, Viridiplantae, Streptophyta, Magnoliopsida, Caryophyllales, Amaranthaceae. Gene Ontology annotation, biological process: biosynthetic process. The transcript has 4 exons.
ACAAUACAAAUGUCAUUGGCCAACCGAUCAAACAAAAAAAAAAAAAUUAAACUUACUCUCAACAACAACCAACUAAAAUACUUUGUCACAAGCAAUAAAUGCUCUCUUAAUCUAGAUCCUACCAAAUGUUGAUUCAAUUCUCACCUUAUUAUCAUAUCUAUCUUUUGAAUCAUUAUUAUCUGCUACAAGGUACCCUAAAAUUUUCUCUUUCAAUUACCUUGUUGAAUCCAAUUAAACUUUUGAGAUUCAAGACAAAUAAAUGGAGAAGAAAAUUUCAUUUAAAGAUGAGGCCUUGGUGCAACAUCCAAUUCUUCUCAUGUUAGUUGUUGUAUUAGGUUUUAUUUUGAUGGAUCCUUUUGAGAUAGGUCCUUUAGGUGGCUAUCAAUUCACUCCGGUUAGAAAUGAGAUUGCACCUUAUAAGGAAGUAAUGAAACAUUGGCCCAAAGAUAAUCAAAGUCGAUUGGGACAAUAUGCAAAAUUAGAAUUUGUGAAUCAAGUUUUUGGACCAGAGUCAUUGGAGUUUGAUAAUUUAGGCCGUGGCCCGUACACGGGUUUGGCUGAUGGUAGAAUUGUAAGGUGGAUGGGGGAGAAAUAUGGGUGGGAAACGUUUGCUACAGUGACGCCAACAUGGUCAAUGGAACUAUGUUCGAAAGGAGUUGAUUCAACCACCUCAAAGCAAUGGAAAUAUGAACAUUUAUGUGGUCGUCCAUUAGGCCUAAGAUUUGAUCGAAAAAAUGGAAAUUUGUACAUUGCGGAUGCUUAUUAUGGGCUGCUUGUUGUUGGGCCUCAAGGUGGACUUGCCACUUCACUGGCAACACAUGUAGAUGGCGACCCUAUUCUUUUUGCAAAUGAUCUUGAUAUUCACAAUAAUGGCUCUAUUUUCUUCACCGACACCAGUAGGAGAUACAACAGAGUGCACCACUUUCUAAUAUUACUGGAAGGAGAAGCAACUGGCAGGCUUCUUAGAUAUGAUCCAUCUACCAAUCAGACACAUGUAGUUUUGGAUGGCUUGGCUUUCCCCAAUGGGGUUCAAUUAUCAAAAGAUCAAGCUUUCCUCUUUUUCACUGAAACUACUAACUGCAGAUUGUUGAAGUUGUGGCUCGACGGUGGUUCAAAAACAGGACAAGUAGAAGUGGUAGCAAACUUACCAGGAUUUCCAGACAACGUAAGACUAAAUGAAAAGGGUGAGUUUUGGGUAGCAAUAGAUUGUUGUAGAACAGCACCACAAGAGCUAAUGAUCAAGAAUCCAUGGCUAAGGCGGUUGUAUUUUCGAAUGCCGCUUCCAAUGAAAAUCCUAGCUAGAUUAAUGGGAAUGAAGAUGUACACAGUAAUAUCUUUGUUUGAUGAGGAAGGGAAGAUCAUUGAAGUCUUAGAAGAUAAAGAAGGUGUAGUGAUGCAGCUAGUUAGUGAAGUUAGAGAGGUUAAUGGUAAACUAUGGAUAGGAACUGUGGCCCAUAACCACAUUGCUACUUUGCCUUAUCCUGCCUUACUUUAAGCCCUAAAAUCUUUAUCAGAUUUUGGUCUUUUUUUUAUGUUUCUUUUUCAUGAGCUUUGUUCAUCAUGCUUCUCUUGCAUAAUGUAAGAACUUGCUUUUUCUUUUUUUAGUGAAUAAUUGACACAUAAUUUAGACAUGUA